This is a messenger RNA of Sphaerodactylus townsendi, 2672 nucleotides long. RefSeq names its product multiple EGF like domains 9 (gene MEGF9). Gene Ontology annotation, cellular component: basement membrane. The coding region runs from base 301 to 2061 and encodes 586 amino acids. Gene Ontology annotation, biological process: axon guidance. Lineage: Eukaryota; Metazoa; Chordata; Lepidosauria; Squamata; Sphaerodactylidae. The transcript has 6 exons. Gene Ontology annotation, molecular function: extracellular matrix structural constituent. The record is from RefSeq and is a predicted model, not a curated record.
UCUCCGCUCCCCCCCUUCUGCUGGCUCGCCUCUCUUGCGCCGCUGGGGAAGACCGGGGCGAGCGGCGGCGGCGGCGGCGGCGGCGGCGGCGAGGCGGACCGGAGGGAGAGCAGGGCAGGGUUCCCUUUUCUCCCUCCUUCCCGGUGCCGGAGCCCUUGCGAAUGGGGAAGGGAUGACGCUGCUGCCAUGGUGCCCUGCUCGGGGUGCUCGUGCUGGACCCGGCGCGUAAAGGGCGGCGGGGGAGAGGAACCGGCCGGCCGGGGGGAGAUCAAUGGCAGGCGGAGCCCCACGCCCGGCUGAAUGACUCGAUGGGCGGACGGGCGAGCCGCGCGCCCCACCAUGAGGACCGCGCUGGCCCUGCUGGUCUCCUUCGCGUGCGCCCUGGCUCUUGAUUCGGAGCCGUGGAACGCCACCCGGCGCGGGGGAUCCGGAGCGGCUCCGGAGCGGCCGGCGGGAGAGGCGCCCACGGGAGGAGGAGGAGGGGGCGCCCUGCCUUCCACGCCGCCCCCCUCUCCGUCCUCCCCUCCCUGGGAAGGAGAGGAGCAGGGGGGCUCGGACCGGCCCGGCCCCUUUGCCAAUGCCAGUGGGGGCAAGCCCACUUGGGCCCCCCAGGAUGACCCCGCUCGGGGAGCUGCCGAAGGGAGGCCAGAGGGGAGCACCGAGACCCCCAGCAUCCCCCCUGUUUGGCCUCCGUCCCCAUCCGCCGGGCACCCAGAAGGACCAACCCGCAGCAUCCCUGGCAACAUCAGCACCACCACGCCGGGGGCGGCGGCAGCAACAGCAGCGGCAGCGGGGCCUGCCCAGGAGGAGGAGGAAGAGGAGGAUCUGGUGGGCCACAGCGGCACAGACGUCUUCUGUAACUGCAGUUUGGUUGGCAGCGCGGGCCCGAACGACUGCAACACGACAACGGGGCAGUGCAGGUGCCACAAGGGCUACGCUGGUCAGCAGUGUGACGGAUGUGAAGCCGGCUACUACCCCGAGCCGAGCAGUGGACGCUGUCUUGCGUGUGGCUGCCAUUCCUCAGGCGCCGUCUCCUCUUCCUGUGACAACUCUGGAAGAUGUCUGUGUAAAGCUGGGGCAACGGGUCCAAAAUGUGCCGAAUGUCAAGAAGGGUACUCCAAGUUCAACAAAAGCAUUUGCGAACCGUGUUGGUGCAAUAACCAUUCCAAGAACUGUGAUCGUGAGACAGGCAUCUGUCUGAAAUGUCAAGGAAACACCGAAGGACCUUAUUGUGAAAAAUGUACAGACCAGUCUUACAGAAAUAUCUUACAUCACCACGAGUGUCUCCGGUGUCCCUGCUCCACGGUGUUUUCUACUGGCAGCUGUAGAAUAAGGUCUGGUCACCACACACCGACCUGUGACAAGUGUAAACCUGGCUACACGGGUGCCCUCUGCACCCAGUGUGACAACGGCUACUACAACUCUGACAGCAUCUGCAUAAAAUGUCAGUGUAAUGGGAACGUUGACCCGGCACGGACACCACAAGUCUGCAAGCCAGACACGGGAGAAUGCAUCGGCUGCCUCUACCACACGGCUGGGUUCCGCUGUGAAGCGUGUCAGGAAGGUUACGUCAGAAAUCCCGAAGGAGGAAACUGCACCAGGAAAGAACCCACACCUGGUCCAGAAGGUAGAGGACUCAUCCCUCCAUCUCCAAACGUCAGCGUGGCUACAACUGUCCCAACGAUAGCCGUCAACAGUACAUUCAUCCAGACAAUGGUACCAUCGGUUUAUCCCUUCAGCUCCUCUGAUAACAGCACCUCUACGCUAGCCGACGUCUCGUGGACUCAGUUCAACAUCAUCAUUCUUACGGUCAUCAUUAUUUUGGUGGUUCUGCUGAUGGGCUUCGUGGGGGCAGUCUACAUGUACCGGGAGUAUCAGAACCGGAAACUGAAUGCCCCUUUUUGGACUAUUGAGCUCAAGGAAGACAAUAUUAGCUUUAGCAGCUACCAUGACAGCAUUCCCAACGCGGAUGUCUCCGGCUUGUUGGAGGAUGAUGGGAAUGAGGUAGCCCCCAACGGUCAGCUGACGUUAACCACUCCCAUGCAUAACUACAAGGCAUAACAACAAAACUAAAAGAAUUUACUUUGAAGCCCCUACGUGGAGCAAAUUAAUGUAGUGUUCACUGGGGGAAGUACCGCUCAAUGAUGCAACUGUCCCAGACAAGGAAAACGGAGUACUUCCCCAGUGUUGGCAUGGCAACGCUUUGUUAGCAGCCAAUGAGGGCUGGGCAGCAGAGAUGCUAGAGGAGUUUCAGGUAAAUAUUGUGUUGGGUUCAGAAUUUCCCAUCAAAAUGGCAUUAUGGACAAUAACUUGUAUUUAAAAGGGGGGCGGCUGCUCUGAAAUAUAUUUUUAUAUAGAACGACGAUGGAGACAUACCAAGACAUCAUCUCAUACUUGAUCAAAAGCAAUGUUUGUUCUGGAAUCUUAAUUUUUAAGCUCCUGCGUUAAAAGGCGGAAGGUGACCAAGUGAAUUCAGAGAUGGUGCUCUAUUUCAUGUCCUGAUGGUUUUGCUAUUUAUUUCAUGGCCUGAUAGUUUUGCCAUUUAAAACAAAACAGAAAAUGGGGUCGUAUUGGUUUCACGGAUUGGCUAAAAGCAUCCCAACGCAUACUCAACAGCAAUCAAGGAUUUUAAUUCUUUGUAUUGUCGAAGGCUUUCACGGCCAGAAUCACUG